AUGGUCAAGGUCAAGAUUCUCUACCUGGCCAAAAGUCAGUCUGCUGGAAGGAGAGCUCCUAGGACCAACCUUGGGAGGAGAGCAACCAGAUCUAGCAAAAGUCCUGCAUCAACCCCUAAAAUUCCCUCCAAUACUACUGCUGCCGCUGCUGCUUCUUCUAGCAGGGAAGGAAUCCGGGUAAAGAUGCCUAUUUUGAGGCCCCCAGCAGUUUCAAGUCCAGCAGCCACUCUAAGGCCCACAGCUCCAAGUCCAACAGCCACAACAAGGCCCACAGCUCCAAGUCCAACAGCCACUCCAAGGCCCAACCCACCAUUUAGGCCCCACAAAUACGGCCCGUUGGACCUACUUCAACUGCUGUCCCUGGUUUAG
Arachis duranensis is the source of this 369-nucleotide messenger RNA. Its product is annotated as classical arabinogalactan protein 9-like. The coding region runs from base 1 to 369 and encodes 122 amino acids. NCBI's taxonomy places the organism in Eukaryota, Viridiplantae, Streptophyta, Magnoliopsida, Fabales, Fabaceae. The record is from RefSeq and is a predicted model, not a curated record. The transcript has a single exon.